UGUGGAGCUCCUAAUAACUCUCUUUGUCUCUCUGUCAUCUUUCCAGCUGCAGGAGUCUUCACUAUAGCCCACGUUACCAUGGCCACCCACUUCUCUAAGGAGCAGGAGGAGAGAAUCAAAUGUGUUAAGGGUGACCUGUUCUCAUGCCCCCAAACAGACUCCCUGGCUCAUUGCAUCAGCGAGGACUGUCGCAUGGGUGCAGGCAUAGCUGUUCUCUUUAAGAAAAAGUUUGGAGGCGUACAAGAGCUGUUGGAUCAACAAAAGAAGACUGGGGAGGUGGCAGUUCUGCAAAGAGAUGAGCGAUACAUUUACUACCUGAUCACGAAGAAGAGAGUUUCUCACAAACCAACGUAUGAGACUAUGAGGAAGAGCUUAGAAGCCAUGAAAGCUCACUGUCUAAACAAUGGAGUGACUGAUAUUUCCAUGCCUAGGAUUGGAUGUGGACUCGAUGGCCUGGAUUGGAAUAAAGUUUCAGCAAUACUUGGGGAAGUGUUUGAAGACACAGAUAUAAAGAUCACAGUUUACACUCUGUGA
Antrostomus carolinensis (chuck-will's-widow) is the source of this 534-nucleotide messenger RNA. It is a transcript of the gene OARD1, whose product is annotated as O-acyl-ADP-ribose deacylase 1. The transcript has 5 exons. Lineage: Eukaryota; Metazoa; Chordata; Aves; Caprimulgiformes; Caprimulgidae. The record is from RefSeq and is a predicted model, not a curated record. The annotation marks the transcript as partial. Gene Ontology annotation, biological process: peptidyl-glutamate ADP-deribosylation.